Molecule: messenger RNA, 2193 nt
Organism: Lachancea dasiensis
Lineage: Eukaryota; Fungi; Ascomycota; Saccharomycetes; Saccharomycetales; Saccharomycetaceae
Source: the annotation of a GenBank genome assembly
AUGAAAGAACCAAGCGGUGGGAAAAGUCUGGCGUCAAAAGUGCUGACUGCCAAAGCACUCGACCAGGCGCCACAGGGGUGGAAAAAGGAACCAAAGGUUAGAGUAAAACGGGUGGACUCCUUGUUCUUGAUCUCGUAUUCGGAUGCAGCGUCUUCGAAGUUGCCUUUGUCGCUGCCGUCUCUCAAGGAGUUUAAUAUCUCGCUCUACAUCGAUAUUCCCACUAUCGACUACUACAAUGACCAACUCACACAUUUUCGGCUGACGAAGUUUAACAAGAAGUUCAAAAUCCACAAGCUCAAGGAGCAAAUAUUGGCGAGUUUCACGAAUUUCGAUGACUCUGCAUGGGAUCUAAUCAUGCAGCGCGCCUCACCUGAUUCGCCCAUCAAAUUCAAGUUUUCCGUGGCAUCCAGUGGCGCUCUGCGUUACGUCGAGACCAUCAAGUUCCUGGUAGAAUCGUGCUGGCACCGCAUCCAGGAAAUACCGCAGUCGUCGAUUUCCAUCAACACUAUUUUCAAACUUCAAGUAUCCCCCACCUCCUUGAUCUGGUUCAAGACGUUUCUUGACAAGGACCUACUAGCACACGCGGUCGUCGAUUUCGAAGUUAUCGGCAACUACAACAUGAUCACGUCGUCCACAACGCCUUUCAAGGAGUAUUACUCCAAACUGAACAAUAAAUUUACCUCUUCCUCGUAUUUACAAGAUGGCACCCCAAGCUAUACGAGUUUGGAAACGAGCGAUUCCAUCGUCGUCGUUACAAACAAUACUGGUGUCAAGGCUUUGCUUACUAUCUUGUCUGACAAGCCGCUGACCAGCUAUCUCUCAAAGGACUCUCUCGAGGCUUUGCACAGUAACGCCCUGCAGAAAAAGCCUUCAAAACAACCAGAAGUGGAUCCCACAGAUAGUGAUGAGGACGAUACACCUUUAAACAGGGACUCUUCUUCGCUGUUAAGUUUCCAGGACUCCUUGAUUACCUCUAACAAAGAUAAAUCCGUCAAAGUAAGGUCAACUCCUUAUGCCAGAUCAGGUGCACGCAGCCGACGGCUUCGAACUGCGAAUACCUUUCAACUUGGGCAGGAUAAUCAUAGCACGGACGAAGCUGCGUCCUAUUCCGAUUUGCAACAAUUCGAACAUGACGAGGACUCCGACGAGGAAGAGCCGGACGAGGAUGAGGACGAGAACGAUGAUGAUGGAUUGAGCUUUUCAGUACCAAGUCGGUUGUCUCGCUGCGGCUCUGAGACAGACUUCUCGAGGAUGAAAUCGCCGGAGUCAGAAACUACACGUCGAUUCCGCUCCCUUAGUUUGAUGGACCCAGCACUACGAUCCCCAUUCGCCCAAGACGCAAUUCAGGUGCAGCAGCCUGACGCACGACGGCCACCAACUAUGGAAAUUAUAGAGGAUGAAAUGUGCUCGCCCACCACCAACGGUUUAAGCCAAGGUUGUACCAAUAUCUACGUGCACGAUGGGCAUUUUGGCCAGCCCGCAGCAUCGACUACUCCAAGAAAGCCAAGGCGUUUACAGCGCACAGGCUCCGCCAACAAUGUCAGCGUUGGGCUUAUUCCGCCCGAAUUUUUCUCUAGAAUAUCCUCACCCUCUUCUAGCAAUAGCAGCUCAAACACAUCUCUCACGAACUUAAGCAUUCUUCCUGGAACUUUUUCAAAGCUACUUCACACCUCAAGCGGAGAUAGCCGCGAAGACGAGGAUCCUUUUCUGUCAAAAAGAAGAACUGCCGAUAUUUCCGGUCGCGGCCUGAAUACAGACGCGUCUUUCCGCCUCGCGAGCAACCAAUUAAGCCCUCACGAUAUGAAUCAGUUCGCUUUGAACUUCAGAAGUAGCAAGCGGAUUCCAGCCACCGAGAAGGCACUGGAUGAUGAGGACCGUAUGAUGUUUGGUUCUGCCAAAGUUAAUGAAUCAAAGGCGUCGGACGAGGAAUCGAAGUCCAACGCGGAGUCUGUUUCCACACUGGUAGGCAACGGAAAUGAUCCUUCGAAAUCUGUCUCUCCAGUUUUGAAAUCUUUAAAUAUUCAAUUUUAUGGAGAUGACAAGACUUCGAAUGUAGCCUCGAGCUCUAUCAAGACACCGAAUAGCACCACCGCGAAAUCGUCAACAUACAAGAAACCUAAGUUUACCUUAGACUUGUACAACGAUGAGGAAAUGCAUUCCACCGGAGGAUGGCUGCUAGGAGGAAACCGCUAG